Messenger RNA from Cucumis melo (muskmelon), 1865 nucleotides. RefSeq names its product high affinity nitrate transporter 2.4-like. The transcript has 3 exons. NCBI's taxonomy places the organism in Eukaryota, Viridiplantae, Streptophyta, Magnoliopsida, Cucurbitales, Cucurbitaceae. Gene Ontology annotation, molecular function: nitrate transmembrane transporter activity. The coding region runs from base 98 to 1690 and encodes 530 amino acids. Gene Ontology annotation, biological process: nitrate transmembrane transport; cellular response to nitrate. Gene Ontology annotation, cellular component: plant-type vacuole membrane; plasma membrane. The record is from RefSeq and is a predicted model, not a curated record.
ACAAACAUCAUUAACCUUCUCUAUUUGAGUUUGUUAAUUCUGAAGCCAAAACAACAACAGGAAAAAAAGAAAAAAAAAAAAAAAAAAAAACAGAAACAUGGGUGAUGUUGAAGGUUCUCCAGGAAGCUCAAUGCAUGGAGUGACUGGAAGAGAACAAACUUUUGCAUUCUCUGUAGCUUCCCCGAUCGUCCCAACUGACACGACCGCUAAAUUUGCAUUACCGGUCGACUCGGAGCAUAAAGCUAAGGUUUUCAGGCUAUGGUCUUUAGCCAACCCCCAUAUGAGAACCUUCCACCUUUCUUGGAUUUCCUUCUUCACAUGCUUUGUCUCGACGUUCGCAGCUGCCCCUCUCGUCCCCAUCAUUCGCGACAACCUGAACCUGACGAAAGUUGACAUCGGGAACGCUGGAGUUACAUCUGUUUCUGGGAGUAUCUUCUCUCGUCUUGUGAUGGGGGCUGUGUGCGACCUUCUGGGACCACGCUAUGGAUGUGCGUUUUUGAUAAUGUUAUCGGCUCCAACGGUGUUUUGUAUGUCGUUUGUGUCGAAUGCUGCUGGUUACAUAGCGGUUAGAUUCAUGAUCGGGUUUUCGCUAGCAACGUUCGUGUCGUGUCAGUAUUGGAUGAGUACAAUGUUUAAUAGUCAGAUAAUAGGGCUUGUGAACGGGACAGCAGCUGGGUGGGGAAAUAUGGGAGGAGGAGCAACUCAAUUAAUAAUGCCAUUGUUGUAUGAUGUUAUUCAGAGAGCUGGUGCUACUCCUUUUACUGCUUGGAGGAUCGCUUUCUUCAUUCCUGGUUUCCUUCAUGUUCUUAUGGGCAUUUUGGUUUUGACUCUUGGUCAAGACUUGCCUGAUGGUAACCUUGCUAGUCUUCAGAAGAAGGGAAAUGUUGCCAAAGACAAAUUCUCCAAUGUCUUGUGGUAUGCUGUCACCAAUUAUCGAACUUGGAUCUUCGUCCUCCUCUAUGGCUACUCCAUGGGAGUUGAGCUUUCCACCGAUAAUGUCAUUGCCGAAUAUUUCUACGAUAGGUUUGAUCUAAAGCUUCACACAGCAGGAAUCAUUGCAGCAACGUUCGGGAUGGCGAAUCUAGUGGCUAGACCGUUUGGAGGGUAUGCAUCGGACGUAGCAGCGCGAUACUUCGGGAUGAGAGGAAGGUUGUGGACACUAUGGAUCCUACAAACAGCUGGGGGAGUGUUUUGCAUGUGGCUAGGGAAAGCAACCAAGUUGCCAAUAGCAAUAGUGGCAAUGAUAUUGUUCUCAAUAGGAGCACAAGCAGCAUGUGGAGCCACAUUUGGUAUAAUUCCAUUCAUAUCAAGGAGAUCUCUAGGAAUAAUAUCAGGACUAACAGGAGCUGGUGGGAACUUUGGAAGUGGUUUAACACAAUUAGUAUUCUUCUCAACAACAAAAUACUCAACAGACACAGGAUUGUUCUUGAUGGGAAUAAUGAUUGUUUGUUGCACUCUUCCAAUAACUUUGGUUCAUUUCCCUCAAUGGGGAAGCAUGUUUCUACCACCAACUAAACAUGUUGAAAAAUCAACUGAAGAAUUUUAUUAUGGUUCUGAAUGGACUGAGGAUGAAAAGAAGAAAGGUUUGCAUCAACAAAGUAUUAAGUUUGCUGAGAAUAGCAGGUCUGAACGUGGUAGACGCGUUGCUUCAGCUCCAACUCCACCAAAUACAACUCCUUCUCAUGUUUAAUAUUAGAAUAAUAUAACAUAUAGUAAUAUAAUGUUUAAUGUGUUUUCUUUGCUUUUUGUCAUAUGUAUCUUUGUGACUUUAUUCAUGACCUUAAAGGCAAGGCAACCACUCUAAAUUAAAGCUAUGAAAAUGAGUUCAUAUUUGUUUGCUAAAUGAAUCUCUAGUGGUUUAUCUU